AGUUCGCAACAUGCUUGUUUUGCGACGAAAGAUUCACUUUACCCUCAGAGGAAGGAAAUAUCUUGAAGCAUUUGUUUGUAACGCAUCAUUUCAUCAUUGCGGAAGGUCAUGUCAUCAGUAAUCUCAAAAAGGAGCGAAAAAAGUUCUGUGCCUCAGUCUUCAAAUUGGGACUUAACCUCUUUGCGUCCUGGUAGAUCUUCGAUGCUGAUGGCUGAUAGGUACUCAUUGUCAGCCUCACUUCAGAGGGUGGCGAACAAGUCUGGCAUCAUUUCCACUCAAACAAAUCAGCGUCAGUCACUAUGCCCAGUCAAUCAGGAGUGUUAAAGAUCCAAAGAAGCACAAUUGCAACUAUCGUUCAAUCAUGAUUCCUCCAUCAAUCUAUAGAUACUUGGACUUUUGGAGGAUUCAAUUUGAAAGCAGCUCUAAUGCUCUUGAGAAAUUUUGCACCAAGUUCAAGGUUGACAUUGAGCACGAAUGUGACAUUGAAAAAGAUGUUGAGUGUUACAUGCUCUCUGACCAUGUUGAAGAAGAUAAAUGCUUGCGGCAGCACUUACAUAAGGAAAAAUUAGAAGCUGCGCUUACUCAACAACAGUUUGAACGUGAAGAUACCAGUUUCAAACGAUGCUGUCUUUUUUGUCGUUUCGAGGAAACGGGCACCCGAGCAAAAUACUUGGAACACUUAGCCUCUAAUCAUAACCUCCAGUUGGGACGACCGGACAACUUAGUUUAUAUUGAUGAUUUUCUAGAUAAUAUUGAAGAUAAAAUAAAGAAUCUUAUCUGUAUCUUCUGCGAAAGAACGUUUAAAGACCGCAACGUGCUUCGUGAGCAUAUGAGGAAGAAGGGACACAAAAGACCUAACCCUAGGAAUCGAUUUUACAAUCAGUUUUACAUCGUUAACUAUCGUGAGAUGGGGAAAACGUGGCAAGAUGAAACUCAAAUUAACUGUAGGCAUCAAGGUUACCGUUCUGACAGCGAAGACGAGGAUGGGCAUUGGUCCGAUUGGGAGGAAAAAGAAGAAUCCAACAUCGUGUGUCUAUUCUGUCCUCGGUCUGCUCAUAGUGAUGUUGGAAUAUUUUUACAUAUGUCUGCUUAUCACAACUUCAGUUUUAAGGAAUUGACUCAUGGUCUCCAUUUUUAUGAAAAAGUUAAAGUAGUCAAUUUUAUUCGACGGAAAGUUUUAGACACACGGUGCAUUAUUUGUGAUAGUAAAGCUGAAUCCAACUCAGCAUUGUUAGUCCAUAUGGAAGAAGCAAAGCAUUUCAGGUUACCGGAGAAAGAAGUCUGGGAUCAACCCGAGUUUUUCUUCCCAAUCUUUGAGGAUGACAACCUCCUUACUUAUCUUGAAAAUGAUGACACGGAUGACAAAAUUAAAAAAACAGAAAAUCUACCGGGGGAAAUUUGAAUGCAGAUUCACAAGCAAAAUUCCAAAACCAAUAGUCUUUCAGAUGAUGAUCGCAAAGAAUACUGCGCAUAAACUGAGUAGAAAGAAGUUUGUGUAACUUGCAUUUUGAAAAUCCAAGUUUUCAGAAGGAUAAUAACCUGUAAUAUUUUCUUCGAUUAGACACGAUGACAUGGUAAAUGAUUUUGCAUGCUGAAGUUAUUUUUUGAUGUCUCAGGACCAUUGUCCUCAGUUCGUGGAUGAACAGCAACCUCUCUUACUUGAUUCUGCUAUCGGCAAAGACUGGGUUUAACUUGCGAGUUUAUCUAAGGCUGAAUUAGUCAAGCCAUCAAUGUAUGUACAGAGAAGUACAAACAAUGCAGUAACCUGAAAUGUGUUAAGGAUAAAAAGCGAGAAAAAUCAAACAAAAUAUGGAUAACCGAGGCUAGAAAUCGGAUAUUUAAAAACGUCUAAUUUCAAGAGUAUGUUUUUCGUUAUUUAUCCUUGCCAUCAAUAAAUUAAUUCCCUAAACAGUGAGUGCCUUGAAGAACUACCAUUUUAUUUUAAAAUGAAAUUGCUUUUUCCGAAUAUUUGUUUAAAUAUUAUUCUAAUUUUUGUUCAGUCCUUUUCUAAAAUAUGUUGACUUGUCCGUGAACUAGUUAAUGACACAAAAAUAGCAUGAUAUAGCCACACAAAAUGGCUGCCCUUAAGUUGCAUUCAACAGAAAA
Molecule: messenger RNA, 2106 nt
Organism: Bemisia tabaci
Lineage: Eukaryota; Metazoa; Arthropoda; Insecta; Hemiptera; Aleyrodidae
Source: RefSeq, a predicted model, not a curated record